This is a messenger RNA of Calidris pugnax (ruff), 8907 nucleotides long. It is a transcript of the gene PHF20L1, whose product is annotated as PHD finger protein 20-like 1. The coding region runs from base 163 to 3420 and encodes 1085 amino acids. The transcript has 21 exons. Lineage: Eukaryota; Metazoa; Chordata; Aves; Charadriiformes; Scolopacidae. Gene Ontology annotation, biological process: regulation of transcription by RNA polymerase II. Gene Ontology annotation, cellular component: NSL complex; nucleus. The record is from RefSeq and is a predicted model, not a curated record.
UUCCGAAAACUAAGUAGUCAAUGGAAGGUCAGGAUAGAAAUUUCACAUUUUUCUCUGCCCUCUGGAAUAUAUUUGCUGUCAGUGAUGUGUUUUAAACAACAUUAUGUGUUUUAAUAUACUUUUUUGUUUUCUUCCAAAGGUAGUGAAAAAGAAAAUACCAAGAUGAGUAAAAAGCCUCCUAAUCGUCCUGGAAUCACAUUUGAGAUUGGUGCUCGUUUGGAAGCACUGGACUAUUUACAAAAAUGGUAUCCAUCUCGUAUUGAGAAGAUAGAUUAUGAAGAGGGGAAGAUGUUGGUCCAUUUUGAACGUUGGAGUCACCGCUAUGAUGAGUGGAUUUAUUGGGACAGCAAUAGGUUGCGACCCUUGGAGCGACCAGCUUUAAGGAAAGAAGGGCUGAAAGAUGAUGAAGAAUUUGUUGAUUUUAAACCUGGAGAAGAAGUCCUAGCUCGUUGGACAGACUGUCGGUAUUACCCUGCGAAGAUUGAAGCUAUUAAUAAAGAGGGAACAUUCACAGUACAGUUCUAUGACGGUGUUAUUCGUUGUCUUAAGAGGAUGCAUAUCAAAUCUAUGCCAGAGGAUGCAAAAGGGCAGGCGCGCGAGAGGGAGCAGAUAGCGCCGGAGCUGAGAUUAGUGACGGAAAUCGAACCAAAAGAAGAUUGGAUAGCUUUGGUCAAAGCUGCUGCGGCAGCAGCAGCCAAGAACAAAGCAGGAAGUAAACCUAGAACCAGCGCAAACAGCAAUAAAGAUAAAGAGGACAGAAAAUGGCUAAAAGUUCCUUCAAAAAAGGAAGAAACCUCAACCUCUACAAUCAUGCAGGAAGUCCAAAAAAAGGAAGAGGAGCCUACAUCUAGUGACACAUUUGUAGGAUUUCCUGUAGUGGAUGUUCCAAAGAUGGCCUUUGUGCAGGCAGAAAGCACGUUAUCACACAAGAGGAAAAGUAAUCUAGGCAACUCAUUUCAGGCAAAGAGAGCUCGUCUUAACAAGAUCACUGGUUUAUUGGCAUCCAAAGCUGUUGUUGCGGAUGGUGCUGAAAAAAAGGAAGGCAACAAAGAAACAGCUCCAGUCCUGGAGCAGGAGAUUUCACCUAAACCACAAAGUCAGAAAAAAAAUGAAGCUGAUAUUAGCAGUUCUGCCAACAUUCAGAAACCUGCACUGUUAUCCUCAACUUUGUCUUCAGGAAAGGCUCGCAGCAAGAAAUGCAAACAAGAAUCUGGAGAUUCUUCUGGGUGUAUAAAGCCCCCUAAAUCACCACUUUCCCCAGAAUUAAUACAAGUCGAGGAUUUGACGCUGAUCUCUCAGCUUCCUUCUUCUGUGAUAAAUAAAACUAGUCCAUCACAGCCAGUGAAUUCCCCUAGAUCCUACAAACAUAGCCAACGGAGAAGAAGAUCACAGCGUUUAGCCACUUGCUCCUUGCCUGAUGAUUCUGUAGAAAAAGUUUCUUCUCCCUCUUCAAUUACUGAUGGAAAAGUGUUCUCCAUCAGUGGUCAAAACCAACAGUCAUCAAAAUUGGAGGUACCUGAUGUUGCUCAUAUGUCACUUGAGAAGCGUGGACCAUGUCUCCCUCUUGACUUAAGCCGUAGUUCGGAAGUUACAGCACCACUAUCCACAGAAUCCACUUUCCGUAAUGAAUAUCCCAGUAAAGACAAGGAAGAUAUUCAGAUGAUUACAUAUCUUUCUUCCAAAGCAGUAACUGAUGGAAGAGUAGCUACAGCAGCGUCAGCACCCUCGUCCCAUGUACAUGCCUUGCAGCUGGAAAUGCCUUUAACCAAUAGUCUAAAGUUACCCAAAGGGAAUAGUAAAAAAAAGAGGUCUUCCACAUCAGUGAGCUCUGAAGGGACAGAGAUACAGUGCUCUGUGCCCGUAAAGGAGAAAUGUUUUGAGAGUCUGAAGGAGAAAAUAAUAAAGAACAUGAUUGAGAAGGACAAGCAUUCAGAAUUUGGUGCAGUGAGAAUGGAAAGAAAAGGAAAACUGGAUGAGAAAAGUUCUUCAACAUAUGGUAAAAAGAAAGAAAAGGAAAAGGAGAAAAAAGAGAAAAAGGAGAAAGAUCAUAAAUCAAAACAGAAAAAGAAGAAGAAAAAAAAGAAGAAAUCUAAACAGCAUGAUUACUCAGACUAUGAAGAUAGUUCUGUUGAAUUCUUGGACAGGUGCUCCUCUCCGUUAACACGGUCCUCGGGGAGCUCUUUGACUUUGCGCAGCAUGUUCUCAGAGAAGAAUACAUCAUACCAGUAUCCAAGAGCUAUCUUGUCUGUUGACCUUAGUGGAGAAAACCUUUCAGAUGUGGAGUUCUUGGAUGAUUCCUCUACGGAGAGUUUGUUGCUUAGUGGUGAUGAAUACAAUCAGGAUUUUGAUUCAACUAACUUCGAAGAGUCUCAGGAUGAAGAUGAUGCUCUCAAUGAAAUUGUUAGAUGCAUUUGUGAACUGGAUGAAGAAAAUGGCUUUAUGAUUCAGUGUGAAGAGUGCUUGUGUUGGCAGCACAGUGUGUGCAUGGGGCUGCUGGAGGACAGCAUUCCAGAGCAGUACAUCUGUUACAUCUGCAGAGACCCACCAGGUCAGAGGUGGAGUGCCAAAUAUCUUUAUGAUAAGGACUGGCUAAACAAUGGACACAUGUGUGGAUUAUCCUUUUUGAAAGAAAACUACUCUCAUCUUAACGCCAAAAAGAUUGUGUCAACACAUCACCUACUGGCAGAUGUAUAUGGUGUAACUGAAGUACUGCAUGGACUGCAGCUGAAAAUUGGGAUAUUAAAAAAUAAGCACCACCCAGACCUUCAUCUCUGGGCUUAUUCAGGGAUGCGAAAAGAACAAGAACAAGUAACUGUUGGGGUAGAGAAAAAAUUAGUGACUUUGCCGGAUGCUGUUAAUCCAACUGAAAGGACGUGUCACAGUCAAAACCACAAAGAGCAGCCCAGUAUACCCCACAAGAUGGAAGAAACGUACAUCACAAGUGAGCACAGUUACCAAAAACCACAGAGUUUUGGUCACGACUGCAAAGCAGUCGCUGACCUCAUGAGCUCAGAUGAUGAAGAUACAAGUAGUUUUGAGGAAGAUCAGGAAUAUCACACUGAGAAUAAAAACUGUUUACAAUAUUCUUUUAAAGAUGAUGGCAUGAUUGAGCAGAAUUCUGCUGAAGGAAACACUGUGUUUGUUUGUAAUGAAAGAAAAGGCUCAGAAGAACAGGUGGACACACAUCUUCAAUGGCAGCUAAAUCUCCUUACCCAUAUAGAGAAUGUACAGAACGAAGUCACCAGCAGAAUGGACCUGAUUGAAAAAGAAGUUGAUGUUUUAGAAAGCUGGCUUGAUUUCACUGGAGAACUGGAACCACCAGAUCCUCUGGCAAGAUUGCCUCAGCUCAAGCGACGUAUCAAACAGCUCUUAAUUGACAUGGGGAAAGUACAGCAAAUAGCAACGCUUUGCUCUGUAUGACAAAAGGAAGAAUAAAGAAAUAAAAAUAGGUUCUUCACAGUGAAUUUUCUUACUAGCCACAAGACUGACAGGAAGACGGCGAAAAGCUGAGCAUUUUUCUGGUUCUUUGCUGAUUACAUUUAUAGCCUGAAGCUUUAGAGAGAGAAGAGAGGAAAUCUAGAGUAAGAAAUCUGUUAUAUUGAAAAUCUGAGUGUUCAGUGUCCAAGUUUCAAAAUGUAAUAUAUUGCAUACUGGGAAAUGUUGAUAUGAUUUUAACAUGAUAAACAAGAAAAUCCCCUUAUGUAAGAAAGUUGAACAAACAAAACGCUCUGCGAAGAACAAUGCUACUGUUUUGAAACUUUUGCUAAAAAAUUCCAAAUUCAAAGAAUUCAGCUGACUAAAAAUUCUUGGGAACUGCUUUUUUAAUGAAUUCCUCUUGUCUUGCUAGAGAAAGAUAGACACAGAGAGAUCUGUAUCCUCUCUACAAGGAAAGUUUUUAGAUUAUUUCCUUCUCUCAUGAAUGUUCAGGAAAAUGAACAUACUAGCUUUGAUUUUUUUGAAAGAAAUUACUUAUCAUGGUCUCCUUUUUAAAGUAUUUUUUUAAAUAGAAAUCCUUAUUACAGCACCCUUAGAAUCCUUUAAAACAUAAGUGGCAAAUAGUGGUCAGAUGUGCCAAAUAAUAUUAAAACCACUGGGAUGAGAGUUUGAUUAUGACUUACAUGAAGGUUUUUUUCCAAAGUCUUACUCGGUGCCAGCAAUCCAUCCAAAAUUGUAUCUAGUUUAUAUUUUUUUAUGUUCUAUUGCAGUAUUUGGGAUUCAAGGUACCAUUUUUGUCCUGGGUAGCUCUGUUCUGGUGUUGGCCCUCUGAAACUUUAUCAUCCUCAGCUGGGAUGAGGAAUGACAAGAGCAGCAAAACUGUCUGUGGCUGUGAAUGUUCUAAACCACUAGAAUAAAUCUCACAAGAUAACGUUACCCAAGAUGUUUUUAUAAAAAAAUCUUUCAGCUUCGGUGAAUGAAAUGUCAUGAAACCAAAGGCAACCUACGUGCUCUGUUAGCUCUUGCUGGAUUUUGAGCCCAGGACUUCCCCUGUGCUUAUAAGUUGCCACUGUACCCAGUGCUACAUACGUAUGUGUAUGUAUAUGUGUAUAGAUACACAUGUACAUAUAUACAUACUAUAUACAUUUAUAUCUACACAUGUCUAGUUUUAUUACAAUAGACUAUAAGAACUGGUGGUUAACAUGAAAUGUUACCUUUUAACAAGCAGUUUCUAAAAUUGAAAAUAAUGUAUGUACAGGUUUUGAAUUUGUAAAAUAUGACUGUUAAAAGGAGGCUAUUUAACUGAUGACAUUAAGAUACUUGAACAUUUUAUGCCUCACGUCUGUUUAUCAGUUCUAGUUAUCUGUAUAAAUGCAUUUUAGAACAGAUAGACAGUAAACUUGAAUUUACCUUUUGAUAAGAGUACAAGCCACUGUACAUUCAAAAAUUAUUUAAAUUUGCAAACACACUUCUAUAUGUAAGGUACUGUAUGUAAAACUGUUUAUUAAAACUAUUCUGCAUACUCUCCAUUUUCCACUUUUCUUCCUGAUCUACGUACAAACGUCAAAAAGAAGUGAUUGUUAUAAUGUACAGACCAUCAAAUAUCAAAAUAUCAUGGAAUGCCUUUUGAGGAUGCAUAAAAUUGAAAAACGUGCCAAAGAUGGAUCGUGUGGGAAAGACUUUGCAACCAGAGCAUUGAACUUCUGUGGGAGAACCAUAAAUGGGAAAGCAAGCAGCGUGGCUGGCUCAUUGCUAAAUAGACCUGCCCUGAUGUCCCCCCUCUGUCUGUCAUGUCCUGAAGUGAGGUAUCACCCGUGACGUCCAAAGCAAAACAUAAAUCCCUCUUACAGAGUGGUUGCUAUUUAAAUUAAAGUCUUGCCACUUCGAGCUUAUAGGAGACACAACAGAGCUGUAUGAUAACGUGGAAGUUAAUUAUGGAAUCGUGAUUGGCAACUUCAUAACGCAGAACGAACGCAAGAGCUGAGGAGUUGUUGAUGUUUUUAUAGCAACGGUUAAUAAAUAAAAUACUCUGUGUUAUAUAGUUGGAUGCUUAAAUAACUGCUUCAAACUAUGAAUAGUUGAGCGACCUACUUGCUUUUGGAUACGUGGGACUUUUUUAAUAUAUUAUUCACAUGCUGCGUAGCCUUGAAUGUGGUACUGUGUAUCAGAGACGUGUGAACCAGGGUGAGUUGCUUUGAAACAAAGUGGGGUGUAUGUACAUAACUUACACAGCAUACACUGUGGCAAUAUCAUGCAAUGUGCCUGCAUGCCUGUGGUGUAAUAAACCUGUCAGUGCUACUGAGGGUGGAGGUGGACCGAGAGACUCCAGGUGGGAGGAUGGAUUUCAUUCUUAGUGCAGGGACUGAGGAGUAGUAUCCUGAAAAGGAAGCCAUAAGGUCAAGGUUAAAGUUGCCCUCGUAGCUUUGACUUGUCUUCCCUUUGUAUGUGUAACGGUCUCCAAAUUUACAUGAGUAUGUACUUCUAUCCCUCAGGAUCCGGCCUUAUUCAGGAUGGACUCUGCUUACAAAGACAAAAUAAUCUGCUCAGUAUUUUUUUAAUCUUCCUUUCUUGUGUAGUUGUGUAUUGUAAAAUUCCUGCGAGCAUUCCUGUCUUGUAAGAAAUGCAACCCCAGUGUCCGUGUGGACCGUGCUGUGAUCCCUUGUGUGUUGCUCGAGCGCUUCACAACCUGCCCGCGUCGGCUCUCGCAAAUCGUGGUGUUAGUCUGUAAGACGUGUUAGGGUUGGCCCCAGUUUCUCAACUAUUCAAAGGUUUGGGAUGUUUUUGAAGUUUGUUGUUUUGUUGUUUUUUUUUCUUAAACACUUACAAGUCAAGUGCCAUAAGAACGUGAAGUGUUUUGCACAGAAUGUAACCUCCAGUUGAUUGCUUUGCUUGUGCGUCAGUCAAACCCCGCGUGAGCUGGCUCCUACUGGAUCUAGUUUCUUCUACUUGGCCUUAUCAUGAGGAUCUCUUUCCUGUGGGCAUCACUUUCCAUCUGUCUUCCUCCUUCCUCUGUAGAUAAGCAGGGAGUCUGUUUGCAACAUCUUUUGUUGGGGUGUGCGUUGCAAUUACUUGUGCUUUAUGAUGGAGGAGAUGGACCUUCUCUGAGGGAGAAAUGGAAUCAUAGAAUGGUUCGGGUUGGAAGGAACCUUAAAGAUCAUUGAGUUCCAACCCCUCUGCCAUGGACAGGGACACCUCACACUAGACCAGAUUGCUCAAAUAAUUGCAGAUAAUAUAUGGUGAUGUAAGGACUGGUGUUAAUACACGUGCACAGACAGGUAAAGAUUUUAAAUUAGCAGCCUUCUUUUAAUUUUAUAUAUUGUAGUAAAAGGGAAAUGCCAUUGUACAGAAGCCCCUUGUGAUUUCACAGGACUAAAUGACAAACUUGUAGAGCCUUUAAGUGUCCAGCUUUUAGUCUGAGGGUUGGGGUUUUUUUUUCAUGGAGAUAUCAGGGUGAUUCAUUUUGAAACUUUCUCCUUCCUGUGACUGUACCGUAGGCAUCUACAUCAGGAAUUCCAUGUUUUCAGUUGCAGUGAUGGCAGUAGGACAUCAGUCUUGCAGUUAGAAACAAAACAUAGUCUUGGUGGCAUGAGCAGGUAUCACAUGAUGGGGCUGCCCAUGUUUUAGUUGCAAAAUGGAGGUACCUCAGGUCAUAGGGCAGGGAACGGGCUAACCCUGUUCUUGGGUGGCUGUAGGUUGAGUAGUGCCUGAGUCGUGGGUAUUCUGGCCCUAGAUGCAUAGGAUUUUGUUUAGCGAUGGAGUAAUUUCCAGUGGUAGAAGCCCAUUUUCCUCUUAAAAAUAGUCAGAAGAAGAUGGGUUGCAAUUUUCUGCUAGAUGUCACAUAUUUGCUGAGUGACAACUGAAACUGUUCAUCCGUGGGUGCAGUCUUCUUGUAUGGCUGACAUCCACCUGUCUCUUAAUUUUACCUCUAAGCUUCUACAUGUGCUUCUCAUGUGUUCUGCAGCUUCCAUCAGUUUCUCCUUUUGUUCUUCACCUGCACUCUGUCGUCUUCUGUGAUGUCUGGAGGGUUUUGCUCCUCCGUUCCUGUGCCUGGUUCUUUGGCUGCUGGGGGAAGCAGCUGUAGGGAAAGGUCUCCUGCCUUGUGUCCUAUGAGCUGUGUACAAUUGGAUUGUGUGUACCAUGAUGAAAAUCUUUAAAUAUUUUUUUGCUGCCUUCUUUUAGUAAGCCUCUUCUGGUCUUGUGCAAAUGAUCUCCCUCUACUCCUCUCUGGCUUCUAGCUUAACUAGACUUGAGUGAAUAUUAGAGCAAAACUCCUCUGGUACUGCUGGACUCCAGUGCUCCUGGCCAAAAUGAAGACUGGGAUGUGAAGGAGUUGCUUGAAUGUCACAGUAAAAUUAUGAAAGUAUCUUGAUGCUUGCAAACCUGAAUAUUUUUCCUUUUAAUUUGAAGCGAAACUACAACUAUUUUUUCUUCUCUGAAGCUGUAAAAGACACAGAACUGAUCCUGAACUGAACUGGAGCUUGAUGUAAAAAUCAACAAUGAAAACUGGGGCUGGGAAGCCCUCUGCAAACAGGAGAUUCAAGAUGCCAAGUGCUUGGUGAGGCUGUCCUGACUGCCCUGCCCUGUUAGCAGUCACACGGAGGUGCUGAUGAGUAAAGGGGUUGCAGGUGAUGAUGCCAUUAGUUUGCAAAUGGGACCCCCCUUUGUGGUGUCAGUUUAGCACACUGGAACAGCAGAUUUUCUCUCUACUGCUUUGAAAUGUUACAGUACAUGCACCUUAAUUUUGGAGUGCUUAUUAAGGUCAGAGGCUUAAUCACUUUCGAAAUGUCCAUUGGUAAUCUCGCAUUUUAUUAGCUUUUUUUCUGUUGUACAGAGUCUGUGUGGCUUUAGGUGAUCAUUUUACAGAGGAUGUUUGAAAUACUUUAGUGAUGGUUUUUAUUAUACUAUGUUAUGUCCUGGGUGUGGGGGUCUGUCUUUAGCAAUAAGUAUUAUACACUAUGUGUAUAUCUGUUUUUAUAUGGAAAACAAGUACGGAGCAUGUAAUGAUGGUGAAAAUACACUGCCCGGGGAGUGGGUUGUGCGUUUGGCAACCGUUCUGCACCAGCCAGAACAACUCAAAAAAUUGGAUAUUGCCCGGAGAAAAAAGAACUGGAGUGAAAAAUAUCAUUUGGGAGUCAAUUUCCCUUUCCAUACGGACUGGGCCUGUGUGGAAGCGGAAGAUGAGCCAGCUUUAUUCUAUGGAUUGAUUAACUAAAGCUUGUUCAAUUGCUGUUGACUUCAAAUAAACUUCCCCUUUUUUCAAACUGGCCCAAGCCACCUCCCUCUGGCUGUAGCCUCGUGCGUCAGUGUAUUGUCACUAAACACUCUGAGAGAGGCAGCAAUGCACUACUAUUAAGUCUUCUAUGAGAGAAGCAAAAUACUUUAUUCUGUGAUUUGUUGGUUUUUCUUUUUAUAUAAUAGCAAUAAUGUUGACUGCAUUCGAAUACUCCCAAUAAAGGUCUGUUGAGAUUGUUA